GUUAACAAAUCUGGCCUCAUUUCGUCGUGUUUAAGUGUUAUCUAUACAAACAUAUACAUAUGUGUUGUUUCUACGAAAAUAUAAGUAUUCACCUACAAAUAUUAUGAUUUUUGUAUUCCUAAUAGGAUGGAUAGGAUAUUUGUGUUCUCAUCUACAUCUAGUUGAUUCUCUAUUCGAAAUUAAAAGUGACCCGGAGAUAUAUAUGAAUAUUAGUGAAAUAAUUCGGAGACAAGGCUAUCUAGUCGAAGAACAUGAGAUUACUACCAGUGAUCAAUAUAUUCUGUGUUUAAUUAGACUUUACACAAAACAGUCAGUUUAUCAAAAGCGUAAAGUUGUUUUAUUGCAACAUGGAUUGUUGGACUCGUCACAUGCAUGGGUGAUGAAUUUAAAAAAUCAGAGUUUAGGAUAUAUUUUGGCUGAUUAUGGGUAUGAUGUUUGGCUAGGAAACAGCAGAGGCAAUACAUAUUCAAAGAAACAUAAGCAUCUUGAUUCAAGUCAAAAAGAAUAUUGGGAUUUUUCAUGGCAAGAAAUGUCGGGUUAUGAUUUUCCGGCUACAAUCAGAUAUAUUAUAUCUGUUACUAAGGUGAAACAACUAAGCUAUAUUGGAUUUUCUCAGGGAUCACUUAUCGCUAUGACGGCAUUAGAUGACAACCCAGAAUUACAAUCAAAUAUUAAUCUAUUUAUAGCCUUUGGCCCAGUUGGCUAUUUCGCAAAUGUGAAAGGCAUUUUCCUCCCACUAGUUCAUCACUAUAUAAUUGCUCAGUUUGUCUUAAAAUAUUUGACACGUGGUGAAGUCCUUCCGUCGGAUCAUUAUAUGAAGAUUUUAGGAAAGUAUCUUUGCGGGUUUGGCCCGAAUUUGUGCAUGUCCGUUAUUGAUAGUAUUGCUGGAAACGAUGGCUUCAAUACUAAUUUGACACGUCUUCCACUUAUUAUCGCUCACUCUCCAGCAGGAACGUCGACUAAAAAUCUAGUCCAUUUUAGCCAAGUAAGUUACAUAUUUUAAAAAAAGGAUAAAUCCUACGGUACGCUGAGAAGAAACAGAUGUUAUGUGGUGUGGUCACUUCGGGUAGCAGUAGGAGCAGUUACAAUUAUUAAACAAAUCGUUAGCAACAAUGUUGACCAUACCCACAGCACGUAGUGUGAGUAGCAAUGUGGCUGCGUUGCGGGUCGAUGAGAAAAAGGAACCUGCUAUUUUUGACUGAAACUGUCUACAAUAACAACAGCCCUCACGAUCGAAUCUCCCAUGUCUAUUCGCAACACAAUUCUUUUCUUUCAAAAAAUCAUACACCAAUGCAUAAAAUGUAAAACAAACGGGAAGAUAACGACUUGCUUCGCGUUGAAAUAAAUUCGCAUAUCGUUUCAAUGCUUUUAUUUCUAAAUAGAUAAACAUUACAUUGAUUAAUGGCUCAAACUUAGAUUUUCCAAUAUAUUCUACAACCAGUUUAGCGAAUGCUGUCACCUGCUUGAAAUUCUUUUCUAUGCUGAUUUUGGAUUGCUGUAACGAAUUACCCAAUUUUUUAUUCACUUAAACUAUGUUUCAUUUGUAAACCAAAAGGAAUUUCGAUAUACUCAUAUGAGGGUUACCACUAUGUUGUUCGAUUUAGGAGAAUCUUUCUUAAUGGAAAUUCAGAUUAGUGUAAAUUCCCGUCUCGUAGGUUCGAUCCAGGUUUCAUCGCGCUAGUGGUGAGUACUUUUAGUUCGUUUUCAUUCUCAAUGUAGAAUGGUGACUCUGAUAGACUGUCAAAUGGAAUUGAGACUUGCAGAUUGAUUUAGAUGCAAAAAACAACCUCUUUACAGUACAUUUGAAUAUAUUCAUCGAGAUUCUGGUAAAGUCAAGCGUUCUUAAUCAAUCAUGUUAGUUGAUGGGUUUAAUGACGGACGGAUUUUGUUCAAUUCGUUAAGGUUGUCCAUAUACGAAUUUUCCUGUUUGCUUUUCAUCAGAAUGAAAAUCAAUGAAUUAGUUGUACUGAAUUUUGAAGCCUUAACUGUGUGGAUUCGAAUGCACAAAGGUUGAGAGAUUUUGAAGUUUUCAUCAGAUUUUCAAUGAGGUACACAAUUUCAGAUUCUAAAUUGUAGAAAACAUGGAAAAUUAUUUUUCACAUGGUUCACUUUCAUGUAGAGGAAAAUUCUUGGCUCUAACAGUCUUCUAUUAAGAGAGUAGAAUCGGCGGGUCUACCGAAUUCGGGUUCGAUAAAAAGACCUAAUGGUCAUAUUUUUUGUGGCAAAUUGUCUGCUUCAUUCGAGUCACAGCUAGAGGUUUAGGUGACACUGCAUCUGACAAACCGGUAGAUGCCGUAGGUAAUAUAUGAUAUGUUGUUUUUGCCAGUGAAGUUAUCUGAUCAUUUAUCAUUCUGAUUAAACAUUUUGUAAAUAGCUAAGCUUUAUCUGGAACGUGAUUGGAUUCCUUUGACUGCUUUUGUAAUAAUGUCAUACAUCGUACGACGACGCAACUUACAUUUCACUAUUCAACAUUCCGUAAAUCCCCAUAUCUUCUUAUUAACCAAUUUUUCUUUUCUGAAGUUAUCGCUGUUCCCUAUAAAAAAAGUCAGCACUCUUGUCAUUGUUAAGUACUCUAAUUCCUUUUAAUUAGUUGCGUUAAAAUAUAUUUGGUACUAUUUUGAACCCUACCCAAAUUAGUCAUUUAAAAAAAGUCAGAUAUUAAUUUAUCUGAUACCUAAUUACACAUUCUGUUAGUUAGUUGUAAUUUAGUUGAAUACCAUAACACGUUCUGCCACUUGGUAGUUUACACGAGUAAAUCAUUUUAAAACUUAUAAUCAGUUAUAUUUUAUUUGCACUAUUUUGUUGCUCACUCGUAUGUGAGCAGCUCUUAUUGGAUUGAACCUAAGUCAGGUCAUUUUGCUCGUAUUACACGGUGACCAAAAUACAUAAGUAUUUCGCAAGUUUAUCACUACAACCCCAGUUUGAAAUGCUUUUUGACUUUCUAUCAUAAAAUUAUUUAGAAUUUUAUUUAUGAGUACGGUUAUUUUUAUUCUUUUAUCACCAUAUACUUGGUAGAAUGAAACCGAAUUAAGUCAUAUCUCCGCAGGUUUGAAGUCUUUUAGGGAAGUGGUUUUCUACGUCAUCAAGACCUAAGCUUUCUCAAGCUUUUAAUGUCAUGAUGAAGCGUUAUAAUAUGUUGACCACAUCUAGUCUGAGUAGCGAGUCUUUCACCGCUCCCAAAAUUUAUUCGUUUUACACAAUACUAAAUAGAGUAUGUCACAGAUCGCGUGUUUUCUUGGACGUGAACGGUGUACAAACCGUGGGACAUUUUGUUUGAUUAUCAGUAGCUAUUCACAAUAUGAAUUUUUUUGUAAACGUUCCAAGUAUUAUGACAGAGACGAAGAAAAUAUCUGUAGAAGAAACACAAAAUACUUUUUAUAACGUAGCCUAAGCGAUGUAAUAGGUAGAAAAAAUUUUGCGAAUUCGAACAGUGCAAUUAGAAGUGAAAGAUAGUCAAAUCAGACCAACCCAACUGGAAUUAUAAAAAAAGAUUCUUACAAAAGUUACGCUACUCUGUUUCUUCAAAUCUUAUGUUAAAUAUCAUAACUAGUCUCCAGUUGGAACAUUUGCCGUAACUACAAGCUAAGGUACUCUCACUCAUUCUUUGUUGUUUUAUAAAUACUACAGUGUUUCUUUAAUGAAUUUAUUUCAGUAAAUCAUAAGUCAGUAAAUGAUUUGUAAAGGCCGAUGUGUUAUGACUCGUCUUCACAAUUUCGCAUAUAAUCCAUGGCUUUCACUUAAUUUUUUGUAUGGAGUAAGCAGAGUAUUCUUCUUCCUCUAUGUAUUUGAUGGUUUAACUCAAUCGAUGUUUAUUUCAAUAAAUAGACAUAUAAAACCAAGUUAAGAUAGAUGCGUUAGUGAUAGUUAUACUCACGCACUCAUUAGAAAUACCUUAUAACAUCAGCCUUAGAAAAUCUAUUGGAUCAUAUUAGCCUCUGGAGCGUAUCUUAUUUAUAUUGUGGUGCAUAGGGAAGCGAUAUUUCUUUAACCACUUAAUAAAUAGUUUCUUAAAUACUAUGAACUAAUUUAUUAAACAGUGAGAAAUUUUUUCCGGAUAUUUUUUAUAGAUGAUUGACAGUCAUCUGCUACAGAAAUUUGACUACGGACAGUACAUGAAUAGACAUAUUUAUGGUCAAGACGAUCCUCCUUCAUACACCCUGAAAAACUUUAACAUUCCAACAGUCAUUUAUCAUGGCGGAAAUGAUCAUUUAUGUACAAACGAAAGCAUCGAUUUACUUAUACAAAGGAUUAACAAAACUAUCAUCUCUGUGAACUAUAUUGAAAAUUAUAAUCAUUUAGGCUACUUUGGAGUACAAAUGCUGUAGACCUAAUUUACUCAUCGUUACUUAGAUUAAUCGAGAAAUAUCAUGGAUAAGAUUUUAAGAAGUUGACAGUUAUCUCUAUCCAAUAAACCAAAUUACCUAUUUUCUUCGUUU
Schistosoma mattheei is the source of this 4436-nucleotide messenger RNA. The record is from the annotation of a GenBank genome assembly. NCBI's taxonomy places the organism in Eukaryota, Metazoa, Platyhelminthes, Trematoda, Strigeidida, Schistosomatidae.